AUGAAUCCACCAUCAAAUAACCACAAUAUAGAACCAAGAGACCUGGGAAAUUCAGGUUCAAAUAUCAAUAAUGGAGUUAACUCACCCCAGAGGAAGGUUUUGUCAGGAACAAAGCUGCAACGUGUUUUACACAGUCCACUUAUGGCAGAGCCAUCACCAACGUUAAUAAACCAAGUAGGUUCUAACAAGUUUCCUGAGGUGUUUCGAGUAAAACAAGGAAGCUAUGCUGAUCAUCCUUCAGCCAAAAUUUCAGAACUGAUGAAAUCAACUAGCUUGGAUAAUGCUCCUACUCAGUCGCUUUUGAGUGUGGUGAAUGGUAUUUUGGAAGAAAGUGUUGAAAGAAGAAAUGGCGAAAUACCCCAACGUGUGGCUUGCUUAUUGAGAAAGGUUGUGCAAGAGAUUGAGCGACGUAUAUCAACUCAAGCAGAACAUUUAAAAACUCAAAACAAUAUUUUUAAGGCCCGUGAAGAAAAAUAUCACUCAAGAAUCAGAGUCCUUGAAGCUCUUGCAUCUGGAACUGAGGAAGAAAGAGAGAUUGUUAGCAUAAACCAACUUCAACAUUUGAAGACUGAGAGGAUUGAAAAAGAAGAAAAGAAGGUAGAUGAAUUAAAACAAACUAGGAUGACUAAAAUGCAAGAAGAAAAGGAAAAUGAUGAUAAAACUAAGGAAAUUUCAACAUUGAAACAAAAGCUAGAAACGAUGAAAAAAACAUACGAAGUACAAUGUUCACAGAUGGAACGAAAAACUAAGGAGGAAAAUAGAGCAGAUGGCAAAGAGAUUAAUAGAUAUAUUAACGAGUUAGAGGACAAAACUAUGGAAAUUUCAACAUUAAAUCAGAAACUAGAAACAAUGAAAAAAACGUGUGAAGAGCAACGCUUAAAAUUAGAAGCAAAAGCCGAGGAGGGAAAGAUGACAGAUGAGAAAGAUGUAAUGAAAAUGUUAGAGGACAAAAACAUUGAAAUUUCAACGUUGAGGAAAAAUCUAGAAACACUAGAAACAAUAUCAAAAACAUAUGAAGUACAGUGUUCACAGUUGAAAGCAAAAGUUGAGGAGAAGAACAUGACAGAUGGAACAGAUUCUAUCAGAUAUGUUAAAGAAUUAGAGGACAAAAACAUGGAAAUUUCAACGUUGAAGCAAAAACUAGACAAAGUAGAAACGAUGGCAAAAACAUAUGAAGUAGAGUGUUCACAGUUGAAAGCAAAAGUUGAGGAGAAGAACGUGACAGAUGGAAAAGAUUCUAUCAGAUAUAUUAAAGAAUUGGAGGACAAAAAUAUGGAAAUUUCAAUACUAAUCAAAAAGCUAGAGACAAUGAAAAAAGAAUAUGAAGUACAAUGCUCACGGUUGGAAGCAAAAGCUGAGGAGAAAAAGAACGAAGAGGGUAAAGAGGUUAGUAGAUAUAUUAAAGAGCUAGAGGACAAAGAUAUGGAAAUUUCAACACUGAGGCAAAAACUAGAAACAGUGACAAAAACAUACGAAGUACAAUGCUCACAACUGAAAGCAAAAGCUGAGGAGGAAAAGAUGGAAAAUGGAAAAGAGGCUAUCAGUUAUAUUAAAGAGUUGGAGGAAAAAAAUAAGGAAAUUUCUGCAUAUAGGCAAGAAUUGGAAACAAUGAAAAAAACAUAUGAAGUUCAAUGCUCACAGAUGAAAGCAAAAACUGAAGAGGAAAAAAUAGCAAAUGGGAAUGAGACUAUUAGAUAUAUCAAAGAGCUAGAGGAAAAAAAUAUGGAAAUUUCAGCAUUUAAACAGGAGCUAGAAACAAUGAAAAAAACACAUGAAGUUCAGUGCUCACAACUGAAAGCAAACGCUGAAGAGGAAAAAAUGGCGAAUGGGAGAGAAAUUAUUAAAUAUACCAAAGAGCUAGAGGACAAAAACAUGGAAAUUUUAGCAUUUAAGCAAGAACUAGAAACAACGAAAGAAGCAUAUGAAGCACAAUGCUCAGAACUGAAAGCAAAAGCUCAAGAUGAAAAAAUGGCGAAUGAGAAAGAAAUUAUGAAAUAUAUGAAAGAGGUAGAGGACAAAAGUAUGGAAAUUUCAUCAUUUAAGCAAGAACUAGAAACAACGAAAAGAACACAUGAAGUACGAUGCUCAGAAUGGGAAGCAAAAGUGGAGGCUGGUAAAGAAGAGCUGAAAGAGAAAUCACAAGAAUACGAAAAUUUGUUGGAAAAACUAAGAAAUAAGGUUAAAGAGAAUGAAACCCUUUACGAGUCAAAAUAUCAGAAGUGGAUGCAGAAAGAGAACCAGAUACGAAAAGAUGUGAAUAUUCAGUUCAGUUCCAUAAAGACAUUGAAAUUAUCAUGGGAAUCUAUCAAGCAAGAUGCUUUGAAAGAGCAAAUUAUUUACUCUGAGGAAUGUAAAAAGUUAGGUUUAAAUCUGAAACCACUAGUAGAUGCAGCUGAGAAUUAUCAAAUAGUUCUUGCAGAAAACCGAAAACUGUUCAAUGAAGUUCAAGAAUUAAAAGGAAAUAUAAGAGUAUAUUGUCGACUUAGACCAUUUCUUCCUGGUCAAAAGGAAAAACAAUCUAUUGUGGAACACAUUGGUGAAACUGAGUUGGUUGUGGCAAAUCCUUCCAAACCAGGAAAGGAAGGCCUUAAAACAUUUAAGUUCAAUAAGGUCUAUGGUCCAACCUCAACUCAAGCUGGGGUGUAUGCUGACAUACAAGCCUUCAUACGAUCAGUAUUGGAUGGGUAUAACGUAUGUAUAUUUGCUUAUGGUCAAACUGGUUCAGGGAAAACUUUCACAAUGAGUGGUCCAAAUAAUGCAACACCCGAGACUGUUGGUGUUAACUAUCGAGCUCUUAAUGAUCUCUUCAGCAUAUCUACAAGUAGAAAAAGCUCCAUAGAGUAUGAGAUUGGUGUUCAAGUAAUUGAGAUAUACAAUGAACAAGUUCGAGACUUAUUAACAACUGAUGCUUCAAAGAAAACACUUGGGAUACUGAGUAAUGCUCAACCAAAUGGAUUAGCAGUGCCUGAUGCUACCAUGCAACCUGUGAAAUCACCUGAAGAUGUCAUAAAGCUAAUGGACAUUGGUCUGAAAAAUAGAGCUAAGGGUUCGACAGCUAUGAACGAAAGAAGUAGUCGUUCUCACAGUGUUGUCUCAAUUCAUGUUCGUGGGAUGGAUAAAAAGGCUGGUUCCUCUCUUCAUGGUAAUCUUCAUUUGGUAGAUUUAGCAGGAAGUGAAAGAGUUGAUCGCUCUGAAGUAACUGGGGAUAGACUCAAGGAAGCACAACAUAUCAACAAAUCACUAUCUGCUCUUGGAGAUGUCAUUUUUGCACUUUCUCAGAAGACUGCUCAUGUGCCAUAUAGAAAUAGCAAGCUCACUCAACUUCUGCAAACAUCUCUUGGUGGUCAAGCAAAAACACUCAUGUUGGUCCAAAUUAAUUCUGAUGUAAAGUCUUUUUCUGAAUCUUUGAGUACUUUAAAGUUUGCUGAGAGGGUUUCCGGAGUUGAGUUAGGAGCUGCUAAAAGUAGCAAAGAAGGAAGAGAUGUUAGAGAAUUAAUGGAACAGGUGGCUUCUUUGAAGGACACUAUUUCGGUUAAAGAUGAGGAGAUUGAGAAGUUACAAUUACUUAAGGAUCUAAAAAAUGUAUAUCCUGGUGCUAAUUCUGAGAACGUUGAAACUGCCUAA
Messenger RNA from Vigna umbellata (rice bean), 3624 nucleotides. NCBI's taxonomy places the organism in Eukaryota, Viridiplantae, Streptophyta, Magnoliopsida, Fabales, Fabaceae. The record is from RefSeq and is a predicted model, not a curated record.